This is a messenger RNA of Schistocerca nitens (vagrant locust), 2664 nucleotides long. RefSeq names its product vezatin-like. NCBI's taxonomy places the organism in Eukaryota, Metazoa, Arthropoda, Insecta, Orthoptera, Acrididae. Bases 2 to 2329 code for a protein of 775 amino acids. Gene Ontology annotation, biological process: cell-cell adhesion. Gene Ontology annotation, cellular component: plasma membrane. The transcript is spliced from 9 exons. The record is from RefSeq and is a predicted model, not a curated record. Gene Ontology annotation, molecular function: myosin binding.
UAUGUAUGAUCUUUGCCUGUGUAUUUGUUUACACUAUUUACGGCAUGGUUGUCGUGCAAAUGUCACGAAAGCGAUGGAUGAUGAAGACGAGGAGGUGAUAUUUGAGGGCCAUCCUCUGGACCAAUACCUGAAAGAUAUAGGAUUCAGAGAUUAUGAAAGUGAAACUCCAAACAUUCAGAAGAGAUGCGAGAAAGUAGCUGAGAAAUGUAGCAUUUCUACAAGGAUAUUGCUUAUCUGCACUAGAACUGAACAGUACAGUGUCAGCAACAAAUUGAAAGUAGUUCAGUCCCUGUGGCAUAAAAUUGAUGUGAGGAAGUAUGUUACUUUAAACUGGUGGGGAAUAAACAGACUGGAUUUUACCACAAUUCAUGAAGUCAUAGACAUCAUCACACAAACCAGACUACUCUCUGAGGAAGAUUUUAAUUUAAUUUCCAGUUUGGACAUUGAUAAAGAACAUCAGCGUACACUAAGUUGGCAUGUGCUGCCUUUAGGUGGGCUUGUAGGUGCAGUUACAUGGACACUGAAGAGCCCACUGCUUGUAAUAGGCAUCCCUACACUACUACUGUAUGCUGCAGUGCGCUUGGCAGGCAAACGGUAUCACAGACGCUGCUUGCGGUCUGUGGCAGCUCUUGUUGGAGCAUUGCAGGAACUGCAGACCACUUCCAAGAAGGCACUCAGACGUUUGCAGGAGAGUGAGCUGAUUGCACGAGGUUUCAUGUUCUCUGUAACAGGUAGUUCUGUUGAACGACUAGAAAAUUCAUCUCUACCAAGCCUGACACGACGAUGGCACACACUACCCGGUCUUCGUGAAGGUCUAUUGUCUGCCUUAACUGCAGCUGUGCACAGCCUUACUGAAGCGACACGAGUUCUUGUAGAGCGAUACCCUUUGAGAGGACAGCUGGACCGGCAGCAGUUCUACCUAGCAUUUCAAGAGGCCGAUUUCCUCAACACCAUUGGUGCUACCUGUGAAGAAGAAGGCAGCACCUCACAAGAGGUCAAAAUUGAUGUGCUAAAGGUGUUGCAGAAUUGCUAUCUUUUACUGCAGUCCGAGUUCCUUCGCCGCCUCGUUCUUACUUUCCAUCCUGAAUUGAGAGCUGAACCAUCAUGUGUCAAUCCAAAGAUUCUGUAUGAGCUCUUAGAAGACAUAUCAACACUUACCAAACAACUCGAUACAGAAUAUCGAAUUUUCAGCACCUAUGGUGUGCCCAGAAGAUCACCAAGUAGUGAAACACCUGCCAGUGGUCCACCAAAAAAGCUAAAAUAUGAUGCUUUAUUUGUUUCGGUUCACAGCACCACAUUACAUCUACAAAACAUUCUGUAUCGAACUCAUGUUGUUGAAGAAUAUCUGGAAACAAGGGAAAAUCUUGAUGACUUAAACAGUGAAUUGUCAACACCAGAUUUGCAGACUGCAUUGAAUGAUAUCCUGAAAGAGCUUGAUAUGUGCAGGAGUUGUUGUGAGCGAGGAAUAUCAUUUCUGAACACUUUAAACAAUCCGGAACCGCCAAAAAAUUUGGAAGAAGAGGAGGAUUGGCCUGCUAGAAGCCACAGUGGGAAUGAAAAUAUUAAACAAAUACAUGUUGGAAAAACAGACCUAGAUCCUGAUGUAGAAGAUGAAGUGUUUGAAGCCGUAAGCACUGCAGACUUUUUUGAUGAUGAAAUUGACUUAUAUGACGGUACUGAAUGUAGCAGAACUGAAAAACAACAACAGAAGAAUUGCUCAAAACUGAUGUUAGAUGAACUAAAAAGUAUCCUUGUUGACAAAGCAAAAGAGUGGAAAGAACGAGAGGAAAAGGCUCUCAAAAAUAAAAGAGCUAGAGAGGGCAUAUGUGAAGCAGAAAUUGUUGUUAAAGAGACUGAGUCAGCAGAUACAGUGGCUUUAAAGACUGAAAUUUCUGAUAGUCAGAGCAGACCAGUGGAAGAGGCUGAGUUAGCAGAUACAAUGGCUUUAAAAACUGAAACUUCUGUUGACCAGAGCAGACCAGUUGAAGAAGGGGUCAAGGAUGUGUGUGUGUCUGACCCUGUGUUUGAAGAAUGUCAGCAAGCUAACAGCGGAGUUUGUUAUGAAGACAAUUCCUCAUUCACAAGUGAAGGGGCCGACAGGGACCUAAAUCAUAGAAGAACAGUAGGUUCAGAAAACGGAAAAACUGACAAUAACAUUGAAUACUCAGAAAAUUAUAAUGUGCAUGACAUCAGUGUGUUUAAGGUUGGACUUUCUUCUCCAUUUGGGUUGCAGUCAACACCUUUAUCACAUAGAUUCAUGGUGAAAGACUCGGAAACCUUUUGUGGGACUGGGGAACACUCCAGCAGUGAUGAUAGUGAUAAUGCCUAGGCUGUUACUUUCACAAAUGAAGCUGAACAUAUGUUACUACACUGCACAACUUGGAUUUUGACAAUAUGAUGGCUCAGGAGUACAGUAAAAAUACAUAUGCUCAGUUUUGAAUGGUUGCCAUGAUAAAUACUUUUAAAUCGUUAUCACAAUGAAAUGGUUCCAUUGUGGUAUUUUUUUAAAUGUCUUAGCUGUUGUUAUUUGUUUGUCAGGUUGCAAAUUUACAGCAGCUUAUAAUACAUUUCCAACAGUUCACAAUAAUUUUUUUGGCAGUCCAAAAUAAAUUUGCAACUGGUCACAAUCAGACAGUUCACAAUAAAGUCCACCAUUUACAUGCA